CGCGAUGGCUCCCAAGAGACGCCCAGAAACUCAGAAGAUCCCCGAGCUGGUGGUGCGCCCCAAAAGCAAGAGGAACAGGAGCCCCGGGGAGCCGGAGCCCGAGGCCAAGCAUCUCUGUGUGAAGCGCCCCGGUUCCAGCAGAAGAUUUGGCUCCAGCUGCCCUCGGGAGGGGCUGGCUCGCCUGCAGGUCCCACCACCUUGCAGCUGCUUCCUCAGAGCCCUCCAUCGGCACAGGCUGGGCCAGUCUGCCCCGCCAGCUCUGCAGCAGGCUCUGCAGCAGUCAUUUUUGAACUCUCUGACUUCUUAUCGAAUCUUCCAAAAGGCUGCCCCCUUUGAUAGAAGGGCCACAGCUUUGGCCUGGCACCCGACUCACCCCAGCACCGUGGCAGUGGGUUCAAAAGGUGGUGAUAUCUUGCUGUGGAAUUUUGGCAUAAAGGACAAACCCACCUUCCUGAAAGGGAUUGGAGCUGGAGGGAGCAUCACCGGGAUGAAGUUCAACCCUCUCAAUGCCAACCAGUUUUUCACUUCCUCCAUGGAGGGAACAACAAGGCUGCAAGACUUCAAAGGCAACACGCUCCGAGUUUUCACCAGCUCCACUACCUGCAACCUCUGGUAUUGCAGCCUGGACGUGUCAGCCCAAAGCCGAGUGGUGGUCACAGGUGACAACUUAGGGAACGUGAUUCUGCUGAACAUGGAUGGCAAGGAGCUUUGGAAUCUGAAAAUACACAAAAGGAAAGUGACCCACGUGGCCCUGCACCCCAGCUGUGACUGGUUCCUGGCCACAGCCUCCGUGGACCAAACAGUUAAAAUCUGGGACCUGCGCCAGAUCAAAGGGAAAUCCAGCUUCCUCUACUCACUGCCACACAGGCAGGGCGUCAACGCAGCUUCCUUCAGUCCCGAUGGUGCCCGGCUCCUGACAACCGAUCAGAAGAGUGAGAUCCGGGUAUAUUCUGCCUCCCAGUGGGACAGCCCCCCCAGCCUGAUUCCACACCCUCACCGCCACUUUCAGCACCUCACACCCAUCAAGGCAAGCUGGCAUCCUCGACACAACCUCAUCGUGGUGGGCCGCUACCCAGACCCCAAUUUUGAAAACUGUACCCCUUAUGAAUUAAGGACAAUCGACAUGUUUGAUGGGAGCUCCGGGAAGAUGAUGUAUCAACUCUAUGACCCAGAAUCUAACGGGAUCAUUUCGCUCAGUGAGUUCAGCCCCAUGGGAGACACGCUGGCUUCUGUGAUGGGCUACCACGUUCUCAUCUGGAGCCAGGACGAUGCUGGGAGAUGAGACCUUAAUGGACAUAGGGGCUCGGAGCCACCCCGUGAGAAGAGGAGACUCUCUGUAAAUAGGCCAAAGGCAUCCAGCUCUUGGAUCGGGACAGGGGCAGUGUGACGUGGGACACCGUGGGACUGCAAUGCUGGGUUGUUGCUGCUCUCAGCUUAGCUCUGGAAACUGCUCCAGAGUUGGGGGUCCUACUGCCUCAUUCCCCCCCCCCCCAUCCUGACUUCUAGUUAGCCUGGAGCAGGGAGAGGAACUCUGGAGCCCAGUGACCUUUCCCUUCUGGAACAGGUAGGGUGGCUAGGUAGUGGUUUUCAGUUUGUGUUCACCAUGGACGUGGCCAAUAAAACUGUACCCAACUCAGCGUCAGAGUGGAUCUUCCA
Messenger RNA from Erinaceus europaeus (western European hedgehog), 1656 nucleotides. It is a transcript of the gene DDB2, whose product is annotated as damage specific DNA binding protein 2. Gene Ontology annotation, cellular component: nucleus; Cul4-RING E3 ubiquitin ligase complex. Gene Ontology annotation, molecular function: damaged DNA binding; protein binding. NCBI's taxonomy places the organism in Eukaryota, Metazoa, Chordata, Mammalia, Eulipotyphla, Erinaceidae. The record is from RefSeq and is a predicted model, not a curated record. Gene Ontology annotation, biological process: response to UV; DNA repair. The transcript is spliced from 10 exons. The coding region runs from base 5 to 1282 and encodes 425 amino acids.